AUGGUGCGGUUGGCGGCUACUUGGGCCUCGCUGUGCGUCCUCGCGCACGCAGCGCCGCUGCGCGUGAUCCUUGACACGGACAUCGGCGACGACAUCGACGAUGCUUGGGCACUGAGCGCCUUGCUGCAAGACCCGAGGGUGGAUCUGCGGCUGGUGGUGACGGACUCCUACUCCAGCCUACACCGGGCUCAAGUCUUAGCCAAGUUCCUCGACCUGGCGGGGCGCCUCAACGAUGUCCCGGCCAUUGCGUUGGGGCCCAACACCACAGGGAAGCCUCUCAUCAUGGAGGGCUGGGCCAGCCCGAAGGACUUGGCGAAGUUCCCGGGCACGAUCCACGACUCGGCCGCGGACGCCAUCAUCGAGGAGGUCACCCAAGCUGUGCAGGACCAGGCGCCCAUCUCAUUGCUGGUGCUGUCGCCCUGCCCAGCUGUGGCACAUGCACUGCAACGUGCCCCGUGGUUGAGCCGUGUGGCCUCCAUCCAUGCAAUGGGCGGAAGCAUCUGGCAUGGAAACAACGGAACUGGGCUGCCGGUUCCUGAAUGGAACGUGCGAGCAGAUGUGGCGAGCUCUCGGGUGCUAUAUGCCCAUCUCAACGUCACCGCGCCCUUGGAUGUAGCAGGUCUGGCUCAAAUAGACGGGCCUGCCUUUGGGAAGCUGCUGCAAUGUCAGGGCCAUGUGCCUGUCGUCCGGGCACUCCUGCACAUGUUCAAGACUUGGCUCCCCCGCUGCCCAUGGCCACCAGUCUUGGACGGCCCUAAGGGGCCAGCUAGCUCGGUGCGCUCUUCCGUUGUGUAUGAUGCAGUGGCGGUGAGCACACUGCAACGAGCUCAUAGAACUUGCGACCCUGCGGGUCGCCAUUGA
Molecule: messenger RNA, 861 nt
Organism: Symbiodinium natans
Lineage: Eukaryota; Dinophyceae; Suessiales; Symbiodiniaceae
Source: the annotation of a GenBank genome assembly